CAUCAAUAUUCCCACAAAAGGAAAUUACAAAACCUCUUUCUUCACACAUCAAAUUUUAUAGGAACAAGAAAAAUACACGGAAGACUCCAAAAACUUCUUGUUCUCGUAGCCAACACACAAACACUAACUUAAUUAUAUAUAUGUGUAUGAAUAUAUGCAUAUAUGUGAUAUAUAUAUAUGCAGCAUGGCCACGAACCGAUAUUCCAGCCACCAAGCUGCGGCGGCCAUGUUGGCUCAUUUGGUGGCGGCGGCGCUCAUCACUUUGGUACUGGUUUGGCUGCUUCAUUUCCGCGGUGGCCUUGCCUUCAAAUCAGAUAAUAAAGCCAAGAUUUUCAAUCUGCACCCACUGCUAAUGAUUAUUGGUUUCGUCUUGUUCUCCGGAGAAGCGAUGAUGGCGUACAAGACAGUUCCGGCAAAUAGAAAGAGGCAGAAAGUGUUUCAUCUGGUUGUGCACCUCAUCGCCCUCCUUGCUGGAAUUUUGGGUGUCUACGCUGUUUUCGACUACCAUAAACAAUCCAAAAUUAUCCACCUCUACACCUUACAUUCUUGGCUAGGCAUCACCACCAUCUCCCUUUUCGCUUUCCAGUGGGUGGUGUCCUUGUUGACAUUCUGGUAUCCGGGCGCGCAAGAAUCGGCAAAGGGCCGGCUGUCGCGGUGGCACGUUGUGGUGGGCGUGCCCAUAUUCGCGAUGAUGAUUUUAAGCGCCGAGACUGGCGUGGUCGAGAAAUUCAUUUUCUUAGGCCUCAGGAGAAAUCAAGAAGCGCUGAUUCUGAAUUUGAUAGGCCUCUUCAUCUUCAUCUUCGCUUUAUCCGUCGCUCUCACCCUUGCCCUCCCAAGAUAUAACUCUUAGCAUAGCAUUGCUGAGAUAUAGUAACUUCGACUUUCAUCUGUUAUCGUGUUUCAUUAAUUAUUUAUCCGCUAAUUACAUAUACAAGCAAACAAAA
Messenger RNA from Salvia miltiorrhiza (redroot sage), 944 nucleotides. RefSeq names its product transmembrane ascorbate ferrireductase 2-like. The record is from RefSeq and is a predicted model, not a curated record. The transcript is spliced from 4 exons. The coding region runs from base 155 to 850 and encodes 231 amino acids. Gene Ontology annotation, molecular function: oxidoreductase activity. NCBI's taxonomy places the organism in Eukaryota, Viridiplantae, Streptophyta, Magnoliopsida, Lamiales, Lamiaceae.